Messenger RNA from Melitaea cinxia (Glanville fritillary), 819 nucleotides. Its product is annotated as alpha-(1,3)-fucosyltransferase C-like. The record is from RefSeq and is a predicted model, not a curated record. Gene Ontology annotation, cellular component: membrane. NCBI's taxonomy places the organism in Eukaryota, Metazoa, Arthropoda, Insecta, Lepidoptera, Nymphalidae. The transcript has a single exon. The coding region runs from base 1 to 819 and encodes 272 amino acids. Gene Ontology annotation, molecular function: alpha-(1->3)-fucosyltransferase activity.
AUGUAUACAACGCCGGUUGAGUUGGAAGAGAUACCGAAUAAAUCAGUGGUAGAAAAAAAAUACAUAUUGCAAUGGACCAGAAGACUCACCGCACCCUUUGACUUCAUGGGAAUAGGGAGUUCUGCGUUUGAGAUGAACAACUGCAAAUUUAGAAACUGCUUCGUCACAGACAACAGAUUUUACUUCUCGAACCUGUCACAAUUUGACGCGAUCGCCUUUAACGGACGUGAUGUGGCGAAACUUAAUCCAACCACACUACCGAUUGGUAGAACAUCGAAACAAAAAUUCGUUUUCGGUGCGAUGGAGUCGUCAGAUAAUUACCCAGUGUGUGGUGAGCACUACGAUGGAUUUUUCAAUUGGACGUGGACUUACAAAGUGGACUCGGACUUUCGUUGGGGCUAUAUAACAGCUUAUGAUCUGAACGGCAUAGCGGUCGCUCCUGCAAUCGACGUUAAGUGGGAGACAGAAAUGAAUCCUAUCAGUGAAGAGUUGAAAGUGAAGUUGUCGAGUAAAACGAAAGCCGCGGCGUGGUUCGUGUCGCACUGCAACACUAAAAGCGAAAGAGAACUCUUCGUGGAAAAAGUUCAGAAAGAGUUACAUCAGUUCAGACUGACGGUCGAUGUUUACGGUAGUUGUGGCACGCUUAGUUGUCCUAGGUCACAUGCGGAUGCUUGUUUCAAAAAGGUUGAAAGUGAUUAUUAUUUUUAUUUCUCUUUCGAGAAUUCUUUUGCUGAGGAUUACGUGACUGAGAAGCUGACAACUGCUCUGCUAAAUUAUGCCGUUCCAGUCGUUUACGGCACCGCUAACUAUUCCAGGUAA